AGACGGACAAAGUCGUUGCCGGUUCCUCAGCUGACGUUUCUAUGACCUUCAAGCAGCUCCCACUUCCAACGAGUAACGAUUAGUAUUUAAUCUAGAAUGUUGAGAACGAAGAAGCGAAUACAUCACAAGAAGUACAAAGUGCGGUAAGCUAUGAGCGAAUGAUCAACAUGGUAGAGGACGGCAGCCGGGACUCGUCCAAGCGUGCUCUGCGAAAAAACGAACCGUCCAUAAUCGAUGAACCCAACUGCUGUUUUAUCUCACGUCGAGAAGACUCGACGCUGUUUUGCUGCAGAUGCGCUCACAAAAGGCGCGCUUCACCACUCACAUGUCUAGCGAUAUGCUUCCUAGUUCUGACCUACAACUUGCUCGGAGGGUUUCUAUUUCUUGCUAUAGAAGGCAACUCUUUACCACAAGAGACAUCAGUCGCAGCAUCAAAACCGAAUUUAAGUCAGUCGCAGAGUGGCGACCUCCGUUCGAGAACUGUCGAACGCCUCUGGUCUAUAACAGAAGACCUAAACAUACUUUAUAAAGAAAAUUGGACAAAGCUAGCCGCUAAAGAGUUAAUGGACUUCCAAAGAGUUCUAAUGAAAUCGAUGCAGACUGGAGACACCCCUAGUAUCUCGACCCACUAUGACGCCAUCGACUAUCGCUGGACUUUUGCUGGCAGUUUUCUUUACGCACUAACUUUGAUCACAACAAUUGGUCAUGGAAGCGUAACUCCAAAAUCAUCAAUAGGCAAGGUUGUGGCGAUACUGUAUGCAUGUGUGGGCAUACCACUAAUAAUGCUGUACUUAUCGACUAUCGGCGAGGCGCUAGCGAGGAAUUUCCGCGCUCUCUACUCAAAACUUUGCCCAGCGCGCCUUAAAAGUGGUGACUUUCAUUCAAAAGCAGAUUGCCUGAGCAGGUACUCUCUGCCUGGCGUCGAGUGCAAGCAAUUUGUCGAUUGUGAUAAAAAAGAAAAACUUUAUGAUCGUCAAAAGCGAACGCCAUUUCAAGCCGCUUUAAAUCUCGACAGUUUAAAUGGAGGUUAUCAUUGGACGUGCCGGGACCACACGCGAGUGCCAAUCGUACUUAGUUUACUUUUAAUCAUUCUGUAUAUAGCUAUUGGCACGUUCUUAUUUCAUACCACUGAAAGAUGGAACUUAAUAGACGGAUGCUAUUUUUCCUUUUCAAGUCUCGCGACGAUAGGUUUUGGACAUUUAAGGCCCGGGUCAUACGCAAGCACCGUGUCAGCGAAGGCGGAGGACAUCGCCAUAGGCGUUUGUUGUAUAUAUAUUCUAGUGGGUAUAGUAGUGGUAGCUAUGUGUUUUAAUCUUAUUCAAGAGGACAUGAGCUCGGCUCUCCGCGGCUUUACCGCCCUCUGUACAGGAAACUCAAAAACUCGUGCAGUGCAUAGUGUAGAAAAAUGCGAUGAAAAUAUUUCCAUGGCUGUCGUAUCCUGACACAGAGAGACGGCCGAAGUGCCGUCUAUAAACUGCCACGAGAAGCGGGCGCAAGUAAGCUUCAAGAUUGAUAGUUCGAACCCGACUAAGUUCAAUAGCUUACCGCGAAGAAAGUCAUCGGCAUACGGCGAGGAGAGUUUCCAAAGAAAUAUCCCGGCUCGCCGCUCUGCAGGUCACGCGGAAAGAUGCGUGGAGUAUUUCGUGCCGCGCAGCUUGAGCGAGUUUAAUCUGAGCUGCACAGGUGUAGGUGCUAGCGAGCUGGUGGCGGUCGGUGUCAACGCGCUGGGAGAUCGCGCGCGUGCUCGCCGCGAUAAAAUGGUAACUUUCGAGGACGAGAACGCCGACGUGUUGGCUGAGGGUCGCGCACUCGCCGAUGAUGUGUUUAUGUGACGUCAUGGCGCCGACGAACUAACCAUAGG
Messenger RNA from Nymphalis io (European peacock), 1861 nucleotides. Its product is annotated as TWiK family of potassium channels protein 7-like. Lineage: Eukaryota; Metazoa; Arthropoda; Insecta; Lepidoptera; Nymphalidae. Gene Ontology annotation, biological process: stabilization of membrane potential; potassium ion transmembrane transport. The coding region runs from base 159 to 1442 and encodes 427 amino acids. The transcript has 3 exons. The record is from RefSeq and is a predicted model, not a curated record. Gene Ontology annotation, molecular function: potassium ion leak channel activity. Gene Ontology annotation, cellular component: membrane.